UCCUUGUCGAGAAAUACAAAACCUAUCAGUGUGUUCGAUCACUGCCAGAUUUUUGCAGUCAGAGCUCCGCCGCGCUGGGCAGUGGGGUGCCGCAUGCCCCCAAGGUCAGGAGGAAAUAAUAAUUCCGUGCUUGUGACAUUUCAGCAAGAGAGAUCUGUUGAUACAUGAUUGCAUGCAGCACAAACGUACCUGUAGUCAGUCACAUCCAUCCGGAUUUGAACGGUGCUCGGUAGAUGUGGCUGCUCGUCAGCCUGGGUAGUUUGGGCCGCCGCGCUCGCCAAUCACAACAGUUUUUGCUUAGACCUAGGAGGACAAUGGCGAGGACAAGCCCAGCACAGGCAUCUCACCCUGGCUACCUGAAUCAGGUUGAUGCCCAGCAACUGGACCAGGACUUAUUCAACGAGUGUGGCUAUGGCCUAGACCAGCUGAUGGAGUUGGCUGGUUUGAGCGUUGCUAUAGGCUUAGCCAAGGUCUAUCCUGUCAGGUGCAAUGUAUUGGUGUGCUGUGGGCCAGGCAACAAUGGUGGAGAUGGACUGGUUGCUGCUCGCCAUCUCAAAGCCUUUGGUUAUUCACCGACUGUGCUGUAUCCGAAACGACCGGAGCGCUUGCCGUUCACUAACCUGAGCAAGUCCUGUGUGGUAAUGAAUAUCCCACUGCUGGGUACGGAUGUCAUCCCGUCGCCGACAGACAUCCGUGAUCAAUAUCAAGUUGUUCUGGAUGGUAUAUUUGGGUUCAGCUUCAAGGGAAAUGUCCGCGCGCCGUUUGACAAGCUACUAGAUUCCCUAAUGGCCUGUGAUGUACCAGUGUGUUCUAUUGAUAUUCCAUCAGGUUGGGAUGUGGAGCUGGGCAAUCCUAAUGGCCUCCAGCCAGAGACACUUAUCUCGCUAACUGCUCCAAAGAAGUGCGCAGCAUUCUUCUCCGGCAAGCACCAUCUGCUCGGCGGCCGAUUUAUUCCCGACUUCAUUGCUGAACGCUACAAUCUGCGAAUACCUGCCUAUCCAGCCGAAGAUCAAGUUGUUGUGCUCAGCUCGACAAACGCGUGCAGUGCGAGUUGACUUGCGUCUUCGCUUUGUCCCCGACUAUAGUUUAGUUAGGCCACUGCACACCCUGCACGUCUUCUCCGACUGCUUACAUCCAAGUGAUGCAAGUCACCCUCACAGCUGUGUGCCAGUUGUUCUGGUCAAGCCCACUGGGGCACUAGCAUGACCCUGAAAACAUGUCCACAGGCACCGGCGGUAGUCUGUUGACCCCCGGAUUGCAGCGUACAGUGUGUGCCUGUCAGGCGCUCGGACAGUUCUUGAGAGUUUGACAUCUAUCUACUAGUAAUGUUGCAGUGUACAUGUACUUGUCAGAUCUGAAUAUAUUCUACAAGUACCAGUAUACCGUAUUUCCUCAAAUAGUAGGCCGGUCUACUAUUUUUCAACCUCGCCCUAACCCGGCCUUAUAAUCGAGGACGGUCUUGUAUUCGAGGACGGUCUUUUAUUCUUUCAACCCAGUUUGACCCUGGUCUUCUAUUUCUCGCCACACAGUUUUACCCCCGUUCUUCCAUUUUCUUCUACACAGUUUGAGCACGGUCUUCUAUUUUUUUCCCACAAUUUGAGCACGGUCUUCCAUUUUUAACACAAGAACAAAGACUCAUUUAGUAGGCCCGGUCUUCUAAUCGGAGACGGUCUUUUAUUUUUUCAACCGCCCCUACCCCGGCCUUGUAUACGAGGAAGGCGUUGUAUACGAGGACGGCCUUUUAUUUGCGGAAAUACGGUAUACGCUCUGCACCCUGCGCAUCGAUUACUUUCCUGGCAGUUUGCCAAACCUCUUAUUGAAUAUUCUAUACGACGGACUGCUUGUAGUAGUUCAGCACGCAAAGUAAAAUCAUGUACCAUGGGAAUUUGUGGUUUGAA
This is a messenger RNA of Sycon ciliatum, 1898 nucleotides long. RefSeq names its product NAD(P)H-hydrate epimerase-like. Gene Ontology annotation, cellular component: mitochondrion. The record is from RefSeq and is a predicted model, not a curated record. The coding region runs from base 234 to 1055 and encodes 273 amino acids. NCBI's taxonomy places the organism in Eukaryota, Metazoa, Porifera, Calcarea, Leucosolenida, Sycettidae. Gene Ontology annotation, molecular function: NAD(P)HX epimerase activity. The transcript has 3 exons.